AUGAUUGGGUGACCCGAUCCAAGCUUUGAAAACCUCUAAAAACGUGAAAAACUCGAAUUUGUUAUCUCUUUGACGAAAACAAUGAAGAUAUCUCUCUUGUUCCUUAUCUCUUUCCUGAUUCUGUCACCCAUCUUCUCCCUACAAGAUGAUCCGAACCCUCAAUUGAAGAAGACACCGAGUCGUGCACACGCAGAGCUCACGAAUCAUGGGUUCCCAAUUGGGCUACUCCCUUUAUCCGUGAAAGAUUACGUCCUAAACCAAACCUCCGGUGACUUCUCCCUCUUCCUCCACGGGACUUGCAAAAUCACGCUCCCUCCUGAUAACUACAUCGCCACUUACUCCAACAAAGUAACGGGUCGGAUCUCUCAGGGCAAGAUCGCGGAGCUCCAAGGGAUUCGGGUCCGGGCGUUUUUCAAGUGGUGGUCUAUCUCUGGGAUCCGAUCUUCUGGGGAUAACCUCGUCUUUGAAGUCGCUGGGGUUACUGCUAAAUACCCUUCUAAGAACUUUGAUAACAGUCUUGAUUGUGAAGGCAAACGAUCCUCUUCUUGAUUUCAAUUUGCUAUUUAAAGGCAGAUCUAUGAAGGCAGGAAGGAACAAAGUGAAUAAUGGUUUGUAAUAUAUAUUUAUCUCUAUCCCACAAAACAGCGCUUGUAAUUUAAAAACCGCAAUGAAAACCACGACUCUAUUCUCCCUAAACUAUAAGUGUUUCAUGGAAGCUUGUCAGUUAUCAACCAAGAAAUCAGUGUAUAUGAUUAACUAAUUAGUAAGUAUUAUCCAAGUA
This is a messenger RNA of Camelina sativa (false flax), 781 nucleotides long. RefSeq lists its product as uncharacterized. NCBI's taxonomy places the organism in Eukaryota, Viridiplantae, Streptophyta, Magnoliopsida, Brassicales, Brassicaceae. The record is from RefSeq and is a predicted model, not a curated record.